Trichomycterus rosablanca is the source of this 3446-nucleotide messenger RNA. It is a transcript of the gene klhl21, whose product is annotated as kelch-like family member 21. NCBI's taxonomy places the organism in Eukaryota, Metazoa, Chordata, Actinopteri, Siluriformes, Trichomycteridae. The record is from RefSeq and is a predicted model, not a curated record. Bases 193 to 2052 code for a protein of 619 amino acids. The transcript has 5 exons. Gene Ontology annotation, biological process: protein ubiquitination. Gene Ontology annotation, molecular function: protein binding.
UCCGGACGGUUAACGGAAUGAUGGCGCUGACAAGAAGGAAGAAAAGUCAAGCGCAACGAAACAGAUUUAUAUAAAAUCGUAAGAAAAACAGAGAAACUGGUGCUAAAUAACGCAAACUCAGAGAAAACGAAGAGGCCAAACAAAACCUGUUUAUAUCGAUGACAAGGUUGUUCUAAACCCAGGCCCACGCUGAUGUCAGACACGAUGGAGAAACCAGUUUUACAGACGCAGCCUUCCAUGCUGCCCUUCUUCGAUACAGACCAUGCAGUCAACCUGCUGCGAGGCAUACACGAGUUGCGCGCUGAGCGCAAGUUCUUUGACAUGACUCUGUGCGCCGAGGGCAAAGAGUUCCACUGCCACCGAACCGUCCUGGCCGCGGCCAGCACCUACUUCCGUGCCAUGUUUGCCGGCACGCUGCGCGAGAGCGCUAUGGAUCGCGUGGCACUGCACGAGAUCUCAGCUGAGCUGCUCGGCGUCCUCAUUGACUUCUGCUACACGGGCCGUGUGACGGUAACGUGCGACAAUGUGGACGUGCUGCUUAAGGCGGCGGACCUUUUUCAGUUCCCGUCAGUCAAGGAGGCGUGCUGUGCCUUUUUAGAGCAGCGACUGGAUGUGUCCAACUGCCUGGAGAUCCAGGACUUUGCGGAAGCAUACGCAUGCACCGAGCUAGCUACCAGUGCCCGCCGCUAUGCCCUUAAUAACAUUAUGGAACUGGCUAAGGGACAGGAGUUCGAGCGGCUGCCCUGGAAGCGCCUGCUGGAUUUGGUUUCGGAUGACGCUUUGUGCAUAGACAAGGAAGAAACAGCGUACCAAAUAGCGACCCGCUGGGUGAAGGCUGACCUACGGCGCAGGCUUCAGUACUGGCCUGAACUGCUUCAGCAGGUCCGUCUGCCCUUCGUUCGCCGCUUCUUUCUGCUCGCCCGGGUGGAAAGUGACCCGCUCGUCUAUUUAACGCCAGAGUGCCUGCGCUUGGUGAGCGAGGCGCGUAGCUUCCAGUCUGCCGAGUACGACCGACACGACCGUCUGUGCCAGCGCAUGCGGCCCCGUCCCUCCACUGGCCUUGCAGAGAUCCUGGUGGUUGUGGGAGGCUGCAACAAAAACUGCGACGAACUUGUCACCGUCGACUGCUUCAACCCGCAGACAGGACAGUGGAGGUACCUAGCUGAGUUUCCUGACCACCUGGGCGGAGGCUACAGCAUAGCGGCACUCGGCAACGACAUGUAUGUCACAGGUGGCUCAGACGGAUCACGCCUCUACAAUGAAGUGUGGCGGUACAACUCGAGCGUGAACGAGUGGACAGAGGUUUCGCCCAUGCUGAGGGCGCGCGAGUACCACAGUUCGUGCGUGGUGAAGGGUCAGCUGUUCGUAGUGGCUUCGGACAGCACCGAACGCUACGACCACACGAUGGACUGCUGGGAACCCAUGGCACCCAUGCUGCACCCUGUGAACAACUGCUCAACAACGGCGUGCGGCGGGCGCCUUUACGCUACCGGCUCGCUCACUGGCGACGAGACCAUGGCCAUCCAGUGCUUCGAUGCCGAUGCCAACCGCUGGUGUCUGGUCAACUGCGGACAGCUGCCACACUGGUCCAUCGCCCCCAAAUCAGUGACUCUUAAUAGGCUGAUUUACUUUAUAAGGGACGACUCAGCAGAAGUUGAUGUCUAUGAUCCACAGAAGAACGAAUGGAACAAGAUCAGUCCAAUGACCCAGGUGCACGUGGGCGGCAGCGUGGCAGUCUUGGGAGGCCGUCUGUAUGUGUCUGGUGGCUACGACAACACGUUUGAGCUGUCCGACGUGGUAGAGGUGUACGAUCCAGGCGCUCGAUCGUGGAGCCUCGCCGGCCAUCUGCCCCAGCCCACCUUCUGGCACAGCAGUGUCAGUAUAUUUCGCCAGUUCAUGCCCCUGGUGCCCAGCACGUUCGAGCCCGUCGACAUACCCGAGGCCAACGACAUUUACCUGCACCGACACCAUCGGCACCACCAGGCCCUCAACCAGUUCAACAACGAGUUAAAUGAGAACCACCGCAACCGGGAGGUGAACCCUGCACGCUAGGGUCAUUGAGGAACUCGAUUCUGCUAUGCUACAGAUGCACUUUACGACAGAUUCACCUCAGCUGAGAGUGAGAGACGUGUACGGACAGUUCUUUACUCUUUUUCAUUUUGUAAUGUAAAUUUAGCAUUAGCUCCAGGCCUGGGUCGGUUGUAUAUGGUAUUUUGCUUGCACUGCCAGUAUUCUCCUCAGUCAAUAGAAAUAAAUUGUAGCCAUGGAGUGGGUAGAAAUGAUCCCUCUAAAGAAAACUGUAGAGUCUUCAUGAUGCCAACAUUUCGUUAAACACUAUUUGGACUGGACUAGCAUAUCAGGAGGAUUCAGGCUAAUUUUGGCUUUCCCAUGUGCCCCUCUGAUUUGAUUUAAUUUGGUUGCAAUUCAGUUGCAAACCAGAUCCCCAUAUGUGGUCAGUGCAUAACCUCACAAUUGCUUUUUUGUCUAUAUUGUCACAAAUUCCCACACACUAGAAUAUUGUGGAAAGCUUUUCAAGAGGGUAGAAGAUUGUUGUAGCUAUAAAGAGGUAAACUUGGGAUGUCCGAUGUACUUAUUAUUGACUUUUUAAUGCAGAUUCUUGUACAUUCAUUGUUACCACACAUGUGGCAUCAGGUGAUGGGUUGGAUUGUGCAGUGAAUGUGUUUCACCAAAUGUGGAAAACACUGGAGAAAUGUAAAGCUUUUAUAAGCAUGGAUGAUUAUACAGGAAAAGGGGGAAAAUCACAAACUUUUGCUCUGGUGGAUGCCAGGCCAAACUGUUUCUGUGGACUUGUAUUAUUGUUUUCUAAAUAGCUGAAAUGGUUUGAAAUAUGCAGGAGGCGAUUGGGUGAGCUGAGACCCGACAAAUCUGUCAGCCGGCUGGGCAUCUACACAGACAUGAUUGGCUGUGUUUGGAGCCCUGCAACGGAUUGGUGGCCAGUGUCCACUCAAGUGUUUCGCAGUGAAACCGGACCAGCCGUGACCCAGACCAGGACAAAGCACUCGAUGAAAAUGAAAUGAAAGAAUAUAUUAGAUCAUCUAUUAUGCAUGAAGUACUGACAUGGUUAUAUAAUAAAAAUAAGUCCUUAUCGUUUUUAUGUUUUUUAGCAAGUGUAUUUAUUGUUCAUUUUUACUGAAGGUGUGAAAAUUCUUUCUGAAGGAGCUACUUCAAAUUUCCGUCCAUCUUUCAGUUUGCUGUGUAGAAACUGGGCUAGAGCAGAACUUGGUUUGAUAAUACUUUUGAAUAUUUUAAUCGAUGCUAUGCAGAAAUGGUACUUGUUACUUUGUUUUUCUUACAUAAAUGGAAGUUUAGUUUGUAGUCAAUAUAAUUUUACUAUCUUGUUUUGUGUGUUGAUUUAUCCCUGUGUGUGCGAUGUCUGUACUUGUGAUUUUAAAAUAAACUGCCAGCAGGGCCUUGGUUUAUUGGCU